UUGAGUUGUGAACGUACACAGGAUGCUCACCAUUGUAAACAAACUUCAUAGGGCGUCUCACCCCAGGCACACCACCUGACUUACAGAUACUGGACCGAUUAACUCAUCUAAUUCUUUAUGAACUGACAAACAUUGGCCGGUGUUGGCUAGGAGAGGAUGGGUUGUUGUGGUGACAGUGGGGGUCCCGCUAGGGAGGAGGAGCGACGACCCACAGAUGUCCUCUGGCUCUUCAUUUUCUUUCUCUUCCUUGUACUUAUGAUUUUUAUAGCUGCCUUUGCAUUGGUGUUUGGUAAUCCCCUUCGACUAGUGAAUGGCUAUGACAAUUACGGCAAUGUGUGUGGGAGUGACAACGCAGACAUGAAAGAUCAUAAAGAUAAAUUGACAAACUUCUCUGGCCAUGACGUAUCAGAUUACAAGUAUGUUCAAUUUUUUGAUGUGACGAGGCCAAGUGUCUCUCUGAAGGUGUGUGUCAAGCAGUGUCCUGACAGAACAUUACACGUCCUCCAGGACAUAAAUGACUUUUACAAACGUACUGGUUCAAAACUCUGCAGAUAUGACUAUGACAAAUAUAAUGAAGAUGUCACUUGGGUGGAAUCCUUCAAUGCUCUCAACGACCCACCCCUGAAUGUUAGCUUACUGCUCCUCAUGUGCCCUGCCCUGCCAAUCUUCCAAAGUAAGCCUGUGCUCAACCGGUGUGUCCCACUGAAGGGUGAAGGCCCCUCAGGACUGGUGUAUAAUCUCUAUGGCUACCUCAACACCAUGGACAUCUUGGAGCAAGUAUUAGCAGACUUGUAUGCAUCCUGGCACCUGAUCCUCAUCUUCAUCUUCAUCACUUUGGGUUUGUCAUGUGCGGUGAUGCUGUGUUUACAUUUCAUAGCUGGGAUAGUAUCAUAUGCUGUUAUGAUAGCUGUUUCAGUUGCCUCAGUUGUGGCAACAGUCCUUUUGUGGUGGAGCUAUGCCAGCAUCCAUUUGCAGCUUGACAGUUCUCCAAGUGACUCGCUCUUGGAUGAAACAGUCCGCAAUGAACGAGCAUUGUUGGUGUAUGCCAUCUUAUCUACUAUCAUAACUUUAGCACUGAUUGCUUUAGUGGUUUAUGUGUGGCCUCACAUUGCUAUGGUUGCCGAGUUAUUCAAGCACGCUGGUGGAUGUCUCACUCACCAUCCAACACUCCUGCUGCAGCCUGUCAUCACCUUCUUUAUUCUGCUGGCAUUCUUUUUCUUGUGGGUGUGGGUGAUGGUAUCCCUGGCCACUGCAAAGCAUCUGAGUAUUGCUAGUCUACAAUCUACUCAGUUUGAGGCCAUCAGUAAUCGUUCUGCUGAGAAACUGACUGAAGUUUCCUCAAACCUGAGCUCUACACAACUUAAGAGUACUCCACAACAGGUGUUGGAGUACAUGGAUCCCACAUGGGUACGCUCCCUUUGGUGGGUGUGGGUAAUAGGACUAGUUUGGGUAGCAGAAUUUAUUCUAGGAUGCCAGCAGAUGAUUAUUGCAGCAGCUGUGUCAACUUGGUAUUUCUCAAGGCAGGAGGGGCGAGGAAAAAUAAGGCAUCCAGUGUGGUGGUCAUGGCGAACACUAGUGUUCUAUCAUCUAGGGACUGUAGCAAAGGGGUCUUUGCUUAUCACGAUCUGCAAGCUACCCAGGUUGAUCAUACAAUGGCUAACUAAGAAGUGUAAAGACCCUGAGCAUAACUGUGCUCAGUGUUGUCUGAGGCUGUGUUGUUGCUGCUUGUGGUGCUUUGAACACUUCCUCAAGUAUAUGAACCACAAUGCAUACACUGUCACUGCCACUAGAGGCACAGCAUUCUGUACUUCUGCCAAGAUUGCCUGGCGUGUGGUGCUAACGAACAUGUUGCAGGUGGCCACAGUGAACAGUGUUGGGGACUUGAUGCUGUUCCUAGCCAAAGUGGCUGUUACAGGGACUGUGUGCUGCAUAGCCCUCCCGGUGUUUCAUGCUGACCCUACACUUCACCUGUAUGCUGUACCUCUUAUUGUCACUGCUGUGUUUGCAUUCUUUAUCACACAUUGUGUUUUUUCUGUCUAUGAGAUGGCAGUUGACACAUUAUUCCUUUGUUUCUCUGAUGACUACAACACCUACGACACCACUGAUGGUCGGGACUUGGUGGCAGACAAAGAAUUAUAUGAGUUUAUGGUCAAGCAUGAGGACAUUGACAGAAAAAAGUCUCAAAAAUCUCGACGAAGAGAUCCUCCUGAAACCAUCAGGUUUAAGGAAGGAAGUGUUUGAGUACUGAUUGUGUACAUGACAAUGUUGGUACCAUCAGGUAUGACUAAAACUUUUAAUUUACUUUUUGAAUUUAAAGUACAGUACAGUGUAUCACAUUUCCAGGUGGAGCAUUUGGAGCAAAAUGAAUAGGCUUUUGUUUAUGGUCAGAAGUGUGCAUAUAACAGGGCAUUGUGUCAUGCAAUACCAAAGUAUUAUAAUGUAAUCAAUAUUGUUUUUGAGUUUCAUCGAGUCAUAUUCCUGACUUUUCAGGAUUUCAGAGAACUAUAAAACCAUUCGUAUAAUUUUUACUCGGUCAAAAUAUAAAGAAUUAUAUUAUUUGUUUUAUGGGCACAUUGAAAUAGGAUUAAUAUCUUCCAGUAAGUUACUGAAAUAACCCUGACCACUUGUUUUAUGGAAAAUAAGUUUUUGAUUUGUCACACACACAUUCUUAUUGUACCUGGAAGUUGUAAUAUAUCUGUGUUGACAUUUUUUUGUAACAUUUCCCUCAAUUCUGGGAUAUUAACUACAAUAUUUCAUAAUUAUUGAAUGGCUUCCUGUGAUUCCUACAGCCCAAAGUACAGGGUAUGUGAUAUAUAUAUAU
Molecule: messenger RNA, 2821 nt
Organism: Homarus americanus (American lobster)
Lineage: Eukaryota; Metazoa; Arthropoda; Malacostraca; Decapoda; Nephropidae
Product: choline transporter-like 1
Exons: 15
Coding region: 157-2241 (694 amino acids)
Biological process (GO): transmembrane transport
Cellular component (GO): membrane
Molecular function (GO): transmembrane transporter activity
Source: RefSeq, a predicted model, not a curated record